Exophiala bonariae is the source of this 2001-nucleotide messenger RNA. RefSeq lists its product as uncharacterized. The record is from RefSeq and is a predicted model, not a curated record. Gene Ontology annotation, cellular component: nuclear telomere cap complex; chromosome, telomeric region. The coding region runs from base 1 to 2001 and encodes 666 amino acids. Gene Ontology annotation, molecular function: telomerase inhibitor activity; G-rich strand telomeric DNA binding. Gene Ontology annotation, biological process: telomere capping; regulation of telomere maintenance via telomerase. NCBI's taxonomy places the organism in Eukaryota, Fungi, Ascomycota, Eurotiomycetes, Chaetothyriales, Herpotrichiellaceae. The transcript has a single exon.
AUGGCACUUUCAAUUCCGUUAUCGCCUCCAACAACCCCAGAGCUCGCAUCUCAAGAAGUCCCCAUUGAAGCGAUGCCCACUCAUACGUCAAUAAUCCCUCGAGGCUUUACUGAUCUCCACAAUGCUCUCACCACAAUCGGCACACAGCAAAAUGUCAUUGGAGUCUGUUUUGAUUUCUUACCACCAACUAAAUCUAAAGGCACAGACUAUAUGAUCAAAUUCCGCUUGCAUGACCCAUCAUGGAACGGGGUGGGGGGGAUGGAAUUCCGAUACUUUCGCGGUUCCAAGGAACAAUUACCCCGUAUCGAAAAUCAAGGGGACGUGGUGAUCCUGCGCCAAAUCAAGACAGCAAGCUUCAAUGGCUCUUGUGGCCUUUCGAAUCGUGCGACUGAAUGGUCCGUUUUGCCUUUCAGUGUCAUGCAAGGCUCGCUUGAUAAUAUCAAGUCUGCAGCCUUACAUUCUUUUCAAGGCAGAGCAAGCUCCCAGAAAUUUCUGCCCACCAUUGCAGAACUGCAAUACGCAAAGUACAUCUCAGAGCAGGAAGAUCCAAAUAGAUGGCCAGCUGUGGUCAACACAGCUAAUCUCCCCACUAGCAGUCUGCAACACGCAGAUGACCAAUCACGUCCUCGCAAAAAGAAGUUCACCGAGAUCCAGGCCAUUGAGAAGCCUAUCAAUGGGCCACCAGUCUAUGUUGAGCUCUUGGGGGAAGUGAGAAAAAUUUUCUCCUCUGAUCUGAGAACCGAGCUCUCCAUAACAGACUACACCUCAAACUCUUUACUUUACGACUAUCAGUAUGGCGAUGACGAAACUGGACGAGAUGGCGAUCAAUUCAACUAUAUCAAGGAUGAAUCAAAAACGUGGCCGGGCCCAUGGGGUACCAGAACGAUAGUUGUCACAUUAUGGGACGCUCAUCACCAAUUUGCCAUCAGCAACGUCACAUUAGGAUCAUUUGUCUACUUGCGCAAUGUCAAAAUCAAACUCGACAAGAGUGGACUAAAGGUCGAAGGAGUGUGUAAUGGAGAUAGAUUUGGAAAGGUCCAUGUGGAGCUUCGAAAACCAAGAGAGGCAACUGGGGACGAUCCGCUUUUGAGUCUCCUUCGACGGAAACGUGAAUACGAAACAAAGGCAACAGCAGAGAACAUUCAUUUUGUGCGUGACGCGCAGAAUAAAAAGAGAAAAGCAGACACAGAAAAGCAGCAUCAGCAGGAAGAAGAGACCAAGAGCAAAAAGCAAAAGGCGCGAGAACGCAGAAAGAAAAAUCGCAGGUCCAAGACAGAGAUCGAAACGGCAGGCAUACCUCUUACACUCAAUCAAGAGAGGCCGCAGCAUACAGUCAACUCAAGUAUACGGUGUUUGAACCAUGACGUACCAUGUACAACGAUUGCAGACAUCCUCGACCCUACAUCUUUGCAGAGGAAAACUCCCAAGGGAAAUUCAUUCUCCGUGCCAUUCCAGAAUUGCAAGUACAAGUCCAAGGUUCGAGUUAUCGACUACUUUCCAGACAAUGUGGAAGACUUUGCAGUUCCUCAGAGAGACUCCGAAUAUGACGUCUUAUCUGACCAUGGCAGUGGCCCUGAGUCUGAUGUUGACCUAUCGCAGGGUAUUGCAGAAGGGGUGAAAUGGGUCUGGCGUUUUUUCUUGCUCAUUGAAGAUGCAAAUCCACAAACAAGUAACGGUAACGUCUGUGCCCAAAUGCAGCUACUUGUCGCAGAUGCCGAUGGGGAAUUCCUACUGAAUCAAGAGGCAUUCGAUAUGAGGGAUGAGAAGAACGGGGUGGAAUUGGCCCGUACAAAAGAAAAGCUCUUUCACUUAUGGGGAGAUCUGCAGGAGUGGAAAGAGGAACACGAAGCCUCAGAGGCGCUCGAUCGUACGCCUCAAGCGAGACCUUUCGAGUGUAUGAUCAAAGAAUAUGGCGCACUAGUUCCAUCAUAUCUCAGGACGUCUCGGGGCCAGGAUGGAGAAUAUGAGAGGUCAUUCAGGAUGUUUGGAGUGACAAUCUGA